Helianthus annuus (common sunflower) is the source of this 2474-nucleotide messenger RNA. Its product is annotated as probable L-type lectin-domain containing receptor kinase II.1. The record is from RefSeq and is a predicted model, not a curated record. Gene Ontology annotation, molecular function: chitin binding; ATP binding; protein kinase activity. Gene Ontology annotation, biological process: carbohydrate metabolic process; protein phosphorylation. Bases 83 to 2311 code for a protein of 742 amino acids. The transcript is spliced from 7 exons. NCBI's taxonomy places the organism in Eukaryota, Viridiplantae, Streptophyta, Magnoliopsida, Asterales, Asteraceae.
UAAUUGCUACUACAUAUAAGACAACUCUUUGAAGAGCAAAAAAUAUCAAAACCAUAUUGCCUUGUAAUUGUUGUCCGAACUGAUGACUCUUCUAGUCUUCUACAUCUUCCUCUCUUUACAAUUGAAAGCUUCAGCAUCACACACAUGGAUCAAAUCCGGUUAUUGGUACACCGGUAGCGAAUACCCGAUACCCAACAUAAACACGGCUCUUUUCACUCACCUAAUAUGUGCUUUUGCAUACAUCAACUCUUCAACCCACGAGCUCGUUUUAUUAACAUCAGACGAGCCGUAUAUAUCGUCGUUUACAUCUACCAUCAAAAAAAGCAACCCAUCAGUUAAGCCACUUUUGUCAAUAUGGACAGAAAAUGAGGGCUGCGAACACAAGGACGGGAAUUCAUCCAAAUUUUUGCUGAUAACCGAAAACCCCGCCUAUCGAAAGAGUUUCAUCGAGUCUUCAAUAAAAAUGGCUCGGGCUUACGGUUUUGAAGGGCUCGAUCUUUAUGUUACAACUUUGUUAAAAACAAAGGGAAACAUAACCACAUUAGGGAUCUUAUUUAACGAGUGGCGAGCUGCGGUGGAUGAAGAAAAACUGAUCUUGACCAUGGGAGGUCAUUUCUCACCUGAACUCGACUUGGUGAGUUACCCCGUUGACUCAGUACGCAGAAAUUUUGAUUGGGUGCAUGUUCAAUCAUACGACUUUCAUACACCUAAGAUCGAUAAUUUCACGGGGGCCCAUUCAGCCUUAUAUGAUCCAUUUAGCCACAAGAAUACAGAUUAUGGUAUAAAUGAAUGGAUCAAAAGAGGAUUACCGGCUAGCAAGCUGGUGUUGGGUUUAGCAUACCAUGGCUAUGCCUGGACCCUUGUGGACCCCAAAGAUAAUGGCAUCGGUGCACUGGCUAAAGGUAUUGCUAUAACAAUAGAUGGGUCGCUGAGCUAUGACUAUAUCAAGAAGUACUUGAGCAGUUACAGAGUUAAUCCAGUGUAUAAUUCAACAUACGUGAUGAGUUAUUGUGCAAUUGGUUCGUUUUGGAUUGGGUUUGAUGAUGUGGAGACUAUCAGAAAUAAAGUUGCUUACGCGAAAGAGAAGGGGCUUCUUGGUUAUAACGUAUGGCAGGUCCCUAAUGAUCGCAACUGGGAACUCUCAAAAGCGGCUGCGGAAGAAGAUAACUACAGCCCCCAUAAGCUAUCAUUGGCGAUUAGUUUGUGCAUAGUUGCUUCCUUUAUCCUGCUACUAGGCUGCAUAAUUUGUUACCUGAGAAAAAGGAUGAUAUCAAAAGUGAAACAAAUGAUCAUCAUGAUUAAGACGAUGAUGAAUAGAGGCAAAUCAUCAUAUCAUAAUCAGCAAGUAAUUAGCUUUGAAGACAUAAGAGAAGCUACAAAUAGCUUCUCGGAAGAAAAUAAGCUUGGCGAAGGGGGGUAUGGACCAGUUUACAAGGGAAAAUUAUCAAAUGGACAAGAAAUUGCAGUAAAAAGACUUUCACAUAGUUCUAAACAAGGAAUGGAGGAGUUCAAGAAUGAGGUUACUUUUGCAACCAAACUACAACAUGUGAAUCUAAUAAAACUCUUGGGGUUCUGCACUGAAAGGGAAGAAAAGAUGUUGAUCUAUGAAUACAUGCCAAAUAAAAGCUUGGACUUCUACAUCUUCGAUCCACAAAGAAGGUUGAUGUUGAACUGGGAGAAAUGGGUUGAAAUAAUUGAAGGGAUAAUCCAAGGACUUUUAUAUCUCCAAGAAUACUCACGACUAACAAUACUUCACAGAGACUUGAAAGCAAGCAACAUUUUACUUGAUGCUAAUAUAAAGCCCAAAAUAUCAGAUUUUGGUAUCGCAAAAAGCUUUGAGAGCAAUGAAAUUGAAGCAAGUACUGACCGGAUUGUUGGAACCUAUGGAUGUGUUCCUCCGGAGUAUAUAAAACAAGGUUUAUACUCUCGAAAAUAUGAUGUUUAUAGCUUUGGGGUUCUCCUUCUGCAAAUCAUAAGUGGGAAGAAGAACUAUAGCGUCUAUGGACCACAUCAAAACCUAAAUCUCCUAGAAUAUGCAUAUGUUCUAUGUAAAGAAGGGAGAGGAUUGGAGUUUAUAGAUACUUUAUUGGAUGAUGAAUCUUCAACAUAUAAAUUGACCAGAUGCAUUCAGGUGGCCUUGUUAUGUGUUGAGGAGAAAUGGACACACAGGCCAUCAAUGGUGGAAGUUGCAGCCAUGUUAAGGAAUGAAAAUCAAAAUCUUCCUAUGCCAAGAAGACCUGCUUUUUCAACAAAUGAAUAUGAUGAAGAAAAUAAAAAUAAAAUCAAUGGGAAUGUCCAUUCUGUUAAAUAACUAAUAUAACAGUUCUCGUUAGAAGUUCACGUCAGUUUUUUAAAUAAUAAUUCGACUUCUGUAAAAAAUUCUGUUAAUAUUGUAACUAUUUCCCAACUUUUACCACUGGGUCGUUGUUGGGUAUAUUUUUUUUUUAUGUAAGCCUAUUCAAACUUGGGUUCUA